AUGAACACCACCGAGUCCUCAACAAUCCAGCUCUCGCUGCGACCAGCGAUUGCAGAGAAUAACGGCGCCCAUACCCUCGCCGAGCAGAUCUGGCGCAUCAAUGCUGAGCGUGGCCACUUCCGCAGUGUGACCGAAGAGGGCCUGCGCCGGGAGAUUGAGGCGCAAGAAGCCGGAUUGGUGGAGACGACCGAGGAGAACGACAAGGAAGAGGAGGAGGACAAGGUGCACACGCGCGAAGGACUGGCAGCCGCGCGGCUGGAGUUGAUCCGCUAUGUAGGCCAGGCUUACCAGGAAGCCGCCAUGGCCCUCGAUAUGAUUUCGCUCCUGCUCUCCAAAGAUGCGCCCGCGCAGGGCACCCAGUCCAUGUCGCCAGCCCUCAAAAGCCUCGUUCCGCCUGGCACCAUACACUACGAGAAGUGGCCACCCACACAGCGUACGAAUGCAGAGCUGCGGAACGAAGACGUCGUGACCAAGGGCUGGAAGAUGCAGAGUCUCAACGCGGCGGCUGACUCACUGCUCGUGGGUGCAGCAAGGCUCGAAAAGGAGGUCAAGAAGGAGACGAAGUAUUGGGAGCAGGUGCUUUCGCUCAGCCGAGAAGGGUGGGCUAUACGUCGGGUUCCCCAGCAGAAGAACGUUUUGGGUGUGCAGAUUGGAUGCGUAGAUGCCGCGCCUCGCUUCAAAAGCCGCGGCUUCUCGGCUUUGCGUAGCAACGAUGAAGGCGACAUCAUCCUCGACGAAGCUCUCACACAGCGUCCCGAGGCCAUUCGCGUCCGCAUACGCCACCAGGACAAGAUCAUCGGCUCCUCGCGGCUCGCUGCGAUAGAUACAAAGGCACAAGCCCCGGUCGAGGAGCUCGUCCACAGAGCUCGCGACACUCUGUUUGAACAAGAGCUCUACCAGGAAAUGAUCUUAGAGGCGCGGCAGCUGCAUGGCUACUACAUCGAGACUCGAGACGGAGUCAUAAAUGUACCCGCCAAGUCGCCGAAAGCGAGUAACACAAUACCCGACGGCUCCAAGGAAGUAACAGAACAUAUCCUGAUAGACAAGGUCUACCUGGAUGAGACGCUCGAUGACUACGACGGCCACACCCAGGACGCCUUUGCCGAGCGAGUCGCACUCGCGCUCCGCGUACUCCUCGCGCACGGCUACCGCCAGCGGCUGCACCUCCGCUCACAGGUCCCGCCCCCGAUGACCGAUAAAGAGCGCAAGCCGCCCGUAACGGCAAUACUGCGUCCGUUGUUAACAGUGCUGCAACACUGGAGGGAUGUCGGUCUGUUGCGGGAGUAUCUCAAGACGACCUGUACAGCGCGUAAAGAGGCGGGCGCCGAGGCGUCAUUCACCCUUCGGGCAGGCGGUCCUAACCUUGCCGCUAUGGAAUCGGAAGCGCAAUCAACCGCGGAUGCUGUUGUUGGUAGUAUUACGGGCCCGCUCGAGACGGAAGCGACGUUACGUGUGCCGGAGCAGAACUUCAAGAUCACGCUACGUACGUAUCUGGGGCCCCCGAGUUUUGGGAGUGAGUUCAGGAUCAGUGCUGUAGGGGAGUCUGGCGCCGCGAAGGGCAAGGGAGACCGCUCUUUCGAGAACUUUGGGAAGUUGGAGAGAUUUCUGGAUAGUCGGGUCAAGGGUGCCAUCAGUGCUCCGAGGCAGGAGGAAUAG
Coniosporium apollinis CBS 100218 is the source of this 1656-nucleotide messenger RNA. RefSeq lists its product as uncharacterized. Gene Ontology annotation, cellular component: core mediator complex; mediator complex. Gene Ontology annotation, biological process: regulation of transcription by RNA polymerase II. The record is from RefSeq and is a predicted model, not a curated record. The transcript is spliced from 3 exons. Lineage: Eukaryota; Fungi; Ascomycota; Dothideomycetes. Gene Ontology annotation, molecular function: transcription coregulator activity. The coding region runs from base 1 to 1656 and encodes 551 amino acids.